AUGGUCCCCCAAUCCAGAUCGGGAACCUUCUCGCCAAUCCCAACCGCCCAGAUCGCCCAGUCGGGAAUCACCCACUCUCCGCAUCCGUCGCAAGCUGGUGCGCUGAGUGCUGGUGCCAGCCCCAGUACCAGCAGCCCCACUGGGACGAGCUCCCUCACCAAGAUUGUUGUCGCCCAGGUCUACCUGCUCCUCAGCACCAUCAAAGAGGACAAGGACGACCCCAGCAAGUGGGAAUUACACACCGAGCAAUUGAGAAAGCUCAUCCAUGACAACGGCAUGGAAGUCUUCUCCAAAUACUUCUCGCGGCUGGUUGCCGGAAAUGCCCCUCAAAUAUUUCCGGGCCUCAACCGGCCGGUAGCGAAUCCGGGGAACUACCACCUCCUCGUUGCCGAGAUGCGGAAGCUUUCACGCGAGAUAGCCCAAGCUAGGAUGAUUGCCGAGUCAGUCGAGACGGGCACCGAAGACAUCUUUCGGGACUUUGAUCUUUCAACAUUCAUGGAGCAUUUCAAGCUCGAUGCUCUAGAGAAAACGAUAUUGGCCCUGGCCUUCAAGCUUGGGUCGCGCUCAGACUUGAAGGCUAAAGCGGAUGCCAUUCUCUCAACAAACUUCCCCACCUUCGUCAACAUCCUUCGACGAGCGGAUGGCGACCAUGCCGACCUCUCCGCCGACUUUGUUGCCGAGAUCGUCGAUCGCUUCAUCCAACUGCAUCCGCCGAACUUCAAUGCUGCUGCCAAGUCUGAGCUCAGACACAACGUGCAAGAUCGUUACGCCCAGUCGGACCGGGCGCCGCCUUCCCAGGUGCUAGCUGCCCUCGACCUCAUGCGCGUCCUUGGGGACAAGCCCCCCAAUGCCCUGGCUCUUUAUAUCCACAGGACGGGCCAGGACUUUACAACCGACGAGGACACGUGUACCGGCCACCUGAAGAACCGGCCCAGCAGCAUCCAGCUGAGCGAGGAGCAGGUCGCUGUUGCGCUCACCUAUACCACCAUCAGCCAAACGCCGCCUCACAACCCCUCGGUUCUUGUGGCCGGGCUCAGACAUGUUCUUCCGGACAGUUUCAGGUGGCAGCAUGUUGUGUCCUAUUUCGACCAACGCGAUGCCCGCAUAUCUUCGAACCAGUUCUUGCGCCUCUACAACGCGCUCCUGCCGAUCGCGCAAGAUGACAGCGUGGGCUUUGAUAUCCAGCGUCUGUGGGGACGGGAAUGGGACAACCCCGAGACUCAGCUCUCGUUCAUCUGCGCCUUCGCAUCCUUGCUUCCGGACCAGCUGGAUGCGAGCACUAUCCCAGGACUGGCCCCUACCUUUACUAUCGAUACCUACGUCCAAUCCCCGGCCGAAGUUCGUCAAAGGGCUGCCUACGCGGUAAAACACCCCCUGGUUUCGGUGGCGGCUCUCUCGGCCGUCUUCAAUGUGGCGCUUCACUCGGUGCACGCCUCUCAGAGCAUCGAAGCCAAGCGAUUGUUUCAGGAAGUGGUGGUUCCUAAUCUCGACAUAUUCGUGGUCUCGGCAUUCGGCGUCCCCAAGCCCUGGCCUGCGAUGGCCGUGGACACGCUCAACUCUCUCUUCGAGAACUUCCUCUACAAGCGCUCGCCCGAGUACGACUUCGUUCUCGACAGCCUCUGGAGGAAGGACAAGGAAUGGGUAAAGCAGAGGCUGAUCGAUGCCCACGCCGUCAAGCCGAUCGAUUUGCCCCUCAUCUUCGAGCAUGCUGUCAAGCACGACUGGUUAGACGAACUGGUCUAUCUGCCAAACGGCUUCGGUCUGGAUCUCACGGCGCUGGCACAUGCGGAAGGGUUCCUCGACCUGCAACAGUGGGCGCGAAGGAACACCGAUCGGGGCACCGAGAUAGCACGGUCCCUGUUACAGUUCCUCAUGAUCAAGGCAAAUCUGGAGCUGGCAUACCAGCGCUCCCAAGAUGCCGGCGUCAAGACGAGCACGACCCUGCAGGUGCGGACGGUCUCGGCGCUCCUCCAAAUAUUGGAGGAGUUCCUGCCAAAAACUCCGGUCCCCGAGCUCAUCCUCCUUCAACGCCACUGCAUAACCGUCUACCCCAGGCUCAUCAACUAUGGUGAAGGCUAUGACGAAAUCAUCGAUGCCAACGGCAAAGACGGAAAUGUCCUCCCAUCAGCCGCCAAUGUCAAGAUGGAAGAGCACUACAAAAGGAUGUACGGCGACGAAAUCCAGGUUCGCAACGUGGUCGAGGUGCUCGAGCGGUACAAGCACUCCCGGGAUCCGCUGGACCAGGACGUCUUUGCUUGCAUGAUUCACGGCCUCUUCGACGAGUACAACCACUACGUCGACUAUCCCCUCGAGGCCCUCGCGACCACGGCGGUCCUGUUUGGCGGGAUAAUAUCCCACAAACUCAUCUCUGACCUUCCGUUGCAGAUCGGCCUCGGCAUGAUCCUGGAGGCGGUACGAGAUCACAGCCCGGAUGAAUCCAUGUACAAGUUCGGUCUCCAGGCGCUCAUGCAGCUGUUCUCUCGCCUUCGUGAAUGGCCCGGGUUUUGCAAACAGCUCCUUCAGAUACCCGGCCUGCAAGGAACAGAGGCUUGGAAGAAGGCUGAAGAUGUGGUUCGCGACCACGAGGAAGAGUUGGCGCGGUCAAGGAAUGGGUCCGGGAGCUUGGGGCACGGCCCUGCUAUGAUAGGUAACGACCUCUUGACCAACGGCAACCUGGAGGAUUCUGCUGGUGGUUCCAAGCCACAUGCGCUGCCUUUCGCGUCCAUCAACGUCGACCCGCCUCCGCUCAGUCUUGGGUUUGAGGAUCCUAGCAGCGACGCGCAAGGGAAGAUCCAGUUUGUCCUCAAUAACCUCACAGACACGACCCUGCAGGCCAUGUUCAGGGAACUGCGCGAGAUGAUGGGGGAGCAGCAUCAGCAGUGGUUCUCAAGCCACCUCGUCGAGGAACGCGCCAAGAUGCAGCCCAAUUACCACCACGUCUAUCUCGAGCUAAUCAAGCAGUUCGACGACAGGUCCCUGUUUUCCGAGGUCCUGAGGCAGACCUAUAUCAGCGUCCAGCGAAUGCUCAACUCGGAGGUCACCAUGGCAAAUUCAAUGGAACGGACUCACCUCAAGAACCUGGGCGGCUGGCUUGGCUUGUUGACCCUGGCGAGAGACAAGCCGAUCAGACAGAAGAACAUCGCGUUCAAACAGCUUCUCAUUGAAGCCCACGACACGAAACGCUUGAUCGUGGUGAUUCCGUUCGUCUGCAAGGUGCUCAUCCAGGGGGCUACGUCCAAUGUCUUCCGACCGCCAAACCCCUGGCUAAUGGACAUCAUACACCUCUUGAUCGAGCUCUAUCACAACGCCGAGCUCAAGCUGAAUCUGAAGUUUGAGAUCGAGGUUCUGUGCAAGGGACUCAGCCUCGAUCACAAGGGUAUCGAGCCGUCUGGGGAGAUAUUGAACAGGGUCCCUGCCGAGGAAGCUGGCGAGAUUGUUGGCCAGGAGACUUUGGACGCCUUUGAGAGCCUGUCGUUGAACGGGAUGGGACCGGGAGUUGCGAAUGCGCUCGCGCCGCACGCAGUCGUGCCCUCGAUCCCGGAUUUGGGCCCCAGUCUGCAGAUCCCCCCAACAGAGGUUGUCAGCGCGGCUCGACUCCACGAGAUUGUCCGGUCAGCCCUCACACGAGCUCUGCAGGAUAUCAUCCAGCCUGUCGUGGACCGGUCUGUCACGAUCGCGGCGAUCUCUACGCAGCAGAUGAUCCACAAGGACUUUGCGACCGAGCCCGACGAGAACCGCGUGCGAACCUCGGCCAUCAACAUGGUGAAGUCCACUGCGGGCAGCCUGGCAUUGGUGACUUCCAAGGAGCCCCUUCGUGCUAACUUCACGAACUACAUGCGCAACCUCGCCAACGAGCUGCCCCAGGGUCUGCCGGAAGGCAUCAUCAUAAUGUGUGUCAAUUCUAACCUCGAUCUUGCGUCGAGCGUCAUCGAGAAGUCGGCAGAGGAACGUGCAGUGCCCGAGAUUGAGGAAAUGAUCGAGGGCGAGAUGGAAGCCCGCCGUCGCCAUCGCCUGCAACGACCGACGGAGCCUUACGUUGACCCGGGCUUGAGCCGUUGGGCCUGGACCAUUCCGAACCCCUACAAACUAUCGCCAAAUCUGGGCGGCCUCAACGCGGAGCAGAUGGCCAUUUACGAGGACUUCGCUCGUCAGCCGCGUGCUACGGCAACGGCGGCGACUCCGUCGCAGCAUGUUUCAUCCACCUCGGAAACGACACGGUCCCUGGCGAACGAGGUUCUACAGGAUCAGUACAGCUCCGUUCCGAGCAUUCCGACACCAGCGGAGACGCCUUCGUUGCCCCUCCUAAAUGCCCAGGUGCAACAAUACCCGCAGGCUCAUAGUGGUGGGGUGGCAAGCCGCCCAGCCGGGCUCAACCAGAUGGAGGCGAGAGCCCUCGCGGACAGGGUCUCUAAGCUCCUGCACGAGCUGCAGCGUGUAGCUACCGAGUGUCGGGAAGACCACUUCGCCAACCUACCCCGGCCUCACCCCAUCUUGGACAUCAUCGACGCCCUGGUUCAGCUGAUCAUCAAGACACACCAGACGUCGGAGGAGUUCGUCAUGUAUGCAGCCGAACAGAUCUCGCACCUUCUGUUCGGCCAGGUCGAUGAUAGCUUGGUCCUGGAAACCCUCGUGCAUGUUCUCGAGGCCUUGCGGAAGAUUGCUGGCGUCGCGACGAGCCAGAAGAUCCGUGCACACUUCCAUCAGCAGCCCGGCAACAUGUUUCUGCAUCUCCCCCUUAUCUCGGCCUUGCUGCCAACGGAUCUGCUCGACUGGGGAAAUAUCGACAUGGCCAUGUCGAAGGCCCUACAGCAGCGCAAAGAAGGGUCCAUCGAGUUCCUCGAACAGCUGAUGGACCUUACGCUACUGAACGAUAGUCCCCUAGCGCUCUAUGCCGACUUCGUCCGCAGCCUAGAGGAAGCAUGGACCUGGAUCACCGACGAGCCCGACGUCCCUGGCGGCCAACGAUUGAAGUCCAAGAUCCUGGCGCCUCCUCCGGAGCUGCCGGCGACCAUGACGCCCGAGGAGCGCAGCAGCAUCCAGCAGGACCAGAUGGAUUACAUCUUCGAGGAAUGGGUCCACCUCUGCAACAACCCCAAUGCCUCGGACAAGUCGUCCAUGAUUUUCGUCCAGCAGAUGCAUUCCAGGGGGGCGGUGACCAGCAAGGACGACUUCUUCGUCUUCACCCGCCAGGCUAUUGACAAGUCCGUGGACCGCUUCGAGCUGGUUGCCCAGUCGGGUGGCAGCAUUGCCGAAGGCUACCAGCCUAUCGAUGCCCUCGUCAAGAUGAUCACGAUAUUCCUGAAGAGCCACGAGGAUGGCGAGGAGGGCCACUCAUCUCGGGCCUCGUUCCUUGAUUCCGUCCUCGCCCUGUCAAUCCUGGUUCUGAACCACAACCACGUCAAGCGCGGCGAGAAUUUCAGCCAGAGGGUCUUCUUCCGCUUCUUCUCGACACUGCUCCACGAUAUUAGUGCCGUCUCGGAAGACCUGACCGAAGUCGAUCGUAAUGAGAUCCUCUUCAGGUUCGCGGUGCGCUUCCAGGAUCUUGGGCCGGUCUUGUUUCCGGGUUUCGUGUAUGGCUGGAUCGCACUUAUUCAGCAUCGCGUCUUCAUGCCCGCUCUACUAAGAAUGGCCGACAACGCUGGCUGGAGCCACUACACAAGGCUUCUGAAACAACUUUUCGAGUAUCUCGGCGAGCAACUUAAACCCAUCGACGUGUCUCCCAUCACGAAAGACCUUUACCGUGCCGCUCUCAAGCAGCUGGUCAUUCUCCAGCACGACUUCCCAGAAUACCUCGCCGCGAACUAUCUGCAGCUGUGCGAGAUCAUCCCCCCACACUGCACCCAGCUCCUCAACCUCGUCCUCGUGGCGACCCCGGAGAGUGCGGCAAAGAUGCCCGAUCCGUUGCAGCCGGGGCUUAAGAUCGAUCGGAUGCCGGAGAUCCGGGCUGCUCCCAUCGUCUCUAGAGACCCGGCAGCGCAUCUCCGACAGAUCGGCCUGCUGGAAAUUCUGGACCAGACGCUUAGAAAUGGUCCCACGGAGGAUGCCAUUGCCCAGAUCACCCAUGCGAUGAACAAGGCCGACGAGGAGCAAACCGGCUACGGCCAUGUCCCCAUCAACGCGAACCUGAAAGUUAUUGACUCGGUGACUGCGUACAUUGGGGCUUUUGCUGUCGAGCGGUCGGCCGGGAAAGGCGACGGCAACUCAGCCUUUGUGCCCGACGCUUCGGACAUCAAGACGCUGUUCAUGCUGGUCACCGAGUUGUCUCCGGAGACACGAUACUACCUAAUCAGCAGUAUGGUCAACGAAUUGCGGUUCGCGAACUCGUACACGCACUACUUCAGCCAGGCACUGCUCGACAUCUUUGGCCACGAUCUCUCGGACCCGGAGGAGGGUGAGAUCAGACAGCAAAUCGUGCGUGUCCUUCUCGAGAGGGUUGUGGGCUUCUGGCCCCAACCUUGGGGCCUGAUGAUCACGGUUAUCGAAUUGAUCAAGAACGACAAAUACAUGUUCUUUGAUCUGCCUUUUGUGAAAUCGGCUCCUGAGGUACACUCCCCUUUCCCUUCCCAUGAGAUGUCACAGCAUACUAAUGUCAUGCCAGGUGGCAGAGAGAUUCGCUGCAAUCCUGCAGCAGGCUUAGUUAGCUGGCCAGUUACUUGA
Phialemonium atrogriseum is the source of this 6657-nucleotide messenger RNA. RefSeq names its product CCR4-Not complex component, Not1-domain-containing protein. Lineage: Eukaryota; Fungi; Ascomycota; Sordariomycetes; Cephalothecales; Cephalothecaceae. Gene Ontology annotation, cellular component: CCR4-NOT core complex; P-body. Bases 1 to 6657 code for a protein of 2218 amino acids. The record is from RefSeq and is a predicted model, not a curated record. Gene Ontology annotation, biological process: negative regulation of translation; nuclear-transcribed mRNA catabolic process, deadenylation-dependent decay. Gene Ontology annotation, molecular function: molecular adaptor activity. The transcript is spliced from 3 exons.